Seminavis robusta is the source of this 1280-nucleotide messenger RNA. The record is from the annotation of a GenBank genome assembly. Lineage: Eukaryota; Bacillariophyta; Bacillariophyceae; Naviculales; Naviculaceae.
CAGUAGUGCUGGCUCCAGGAAGGCCAAUUGCAAUCGAUUACUGACUGCGAUAAGCAGUGUCACUUCACAGCUUUCCCUAACCAAAAGAGAGCCAAGUAGGAAGCUACUUCAGUUCACGAACGUGCAAGCAAGCAAAAAAUCGUUUGGCAGCUUCUCAGUAAAAGCCAUUCAUUCAUUCACAAUCAAAAGCUGGUUAACCACAGCAACAGAUAUCAACAGACCUUACCACUCACUCUCUCACACAUCAGACCAGAGAACCCUCACUCACUCUUUGACGGGCAUCUCUCCAUCUAUCUCUACUCACAGCUGAGUCCUCGGAUUAUCAAGACUCUCUUCCUCUCAUUUUCCAUCAUUGACACGCAAAUUCACUUGGCCGAGGCACUUUGCCAGAUUUCUCCUCCAUCCAGACAGCUGACGGAUACAGCAGACUCUCUCUUGUCUCUUGCUUUCGCUAAGACCAGCAAGUCCAUCACCAUGUGCCUUCCUUCUCGCGAAAAGGUGGCCUAUGAAUCGGCUCCACCCAAACACCAUCCACGCACGGCACGCCGCCACUACUACGAUGAUGACGACGAACCUCGUGUAAGCUUCCAACAAGACUCCAAUCAAGUCCAUUUCGUCUCUACCAGUUGCUCUCAUGCCAAGACUAGCGCCGAACGCCACGAGCUCUGGUACAACCGUGAUGAUAUCAAGGAAUUCCGGCGACAGGCCGCCAACCUCGGUAAGCGAAUGCGAGAAGAUCCUCAGUCUUGUGCCAAGGAAGAAACCCGAGGCCUGGAGCUCCGUACUUCUCUUCAUCGUCAAGACCGCAAGCAGAUGAUUGUCAAGAGAAUCCUGAAAGCCCAAGAAGAUGACUCGACUCCUGAAGAUCUGGCAAGGAUUGCACAACAGCAUUCCAUCUGGUCUCGAAAGUUGGCACUGGCACAAGCACAUAAGGACUACUAUGCCGCUUAUCAUCCAAACCUCACUUCGGUACUGCCAGAGAUGCCUGCUUUGUUGGACUGUGGAAGAGAUCUCUCUCGUAACAAGCGCUCCUUGUUGGGAACCUCACUGGAACAGUCGGGUCGCCGCGUCCGAUGUCGGAUGUUUUAAUUUUUCCGACAUCAGAAGACUACUUCUUCCAUUUUUACCACUGGAAGAAGGGAGUUGUUUGGGGGGUUCUCCUGGGUAUGCUACUUUCUUACUGACUACUGUUGCCUCUCAUCAUCGUCAAGGCGAGAGUGGUUGUUGCUUGUGAUGCCACAUUCCUGCUACAGCUACGUUAUCCUGCUACUACUAGCUAG